Molecule: messenger RNA, 1520 nt
Organism: Mastomys coucha (southern multimammate mouse)
Lineage: Eukaryota; Metazoa; Chordata; Mammalia; Rodentia; Muridae
Gene: Syap1
Product: synapse associated protein 1
Exons: 7
Coding region: 20-1129 (369 amino acids)
Cellular component (GO): synapse; cytoplasm
Source: RefSeq, a predicted model, not a curated record
CGGUGACCCCGCGGGCGGGAUGUUCCGAGGGUUGAGCAGUUGGCUGGGCUUGAAUCAGCCCGACGGGGCGGCGGCGGCGGCGGCGGGAGGAGAGCCUGCCAGCGGGGACGAGCUGACCGCGGGAGCCGCGCCUCCUGACGAGAGCUCCGAGCAGCUGGUGGAGCCCACCGAGGAGGAGCAGCAGCCUAAGGAGGACCCGCAGUUCCUCCACCAGGCCAAAGGCCUUGGCAGUGAGUUCUCUCCGGGACCUGAGGGUGGGCUGGAAGGGGACAUGGGGAUGUUGAUGUAUGAGGAGUGGGGACGGUCCUCUCUGACACGGGAUGGUUGUCUAAGGAGCUGGAGGACACCAAAGUUCACCAAGCAGUCACUUCGUCUCUACGUGCCUAAGAACUUGUCGCUUUCCUGCAAAGUUUGUAAACUUGAGAAGCCAUCAAAAGCAGCUGUGCCUCCAUGGGUUGAGAGUCAUGAUGAAGAGACAAUUCAACAGCAGAUUUUGGCUUUAUCAGCUGACAAGAGGAAUUUCCUCCGUGACCCACCAGCGGGUGUGCAGUUUAAUUUUGACUUUGAUCAGAUGUACCCUGUUGCCCUGGUCAUGCUCCAAGAGGAUGAGCUACUAAGCAAGAUGAGAUUCGCCCUGGUUCCUAAACUUGUGAAGGAAGAAGUAUUCUGGAGGAACUACUUCUACCGAAUCUCCCUGAUUAAGCAGUCAGCCCAACUCACUGCACUGGCCGCCCAGCAGCAAGCCUCUGGAAAGGAGGAAAAAAGCAGCAACAGAAAUGAUGAUUUGCCCCUGACAGAGGCAGUACGGCCCAAAACACCACCUGUCGUAAUCAAAUCUCAGCUUAAAAAUCAAGAGGAUGAAGAGGAAAUAUCUACUAGCCCGGGAGUUUCUGAGUUUGUCAGUGAUGCCUUCGAUGCCUGCAACUUAAAUCAGGAGGAUUUAAGAAAGGAAAUGGAACAACUUGUACUUGAUAAGAAGCAAGAGGAAGCAAUUGCGUUAGAAGAAGAUUCUACUGACUGGGAAAAGGAGCUACAACAGGAACUCCAGGAAUAUGAAGUGGUAACAGAGUCUGAGAAGCGAGAUGAAAACUGGGAUAAAGAAAUUGAAAAGAUGCUUCAGGAGAAUUAAUUGUCUCCACAAAGCAGUUCUUAACAUUGUGCUGACAUUAAAUUCUGAUGAUCGCUGAGUCAGAAGGCACAAAAGUGUGUAACUUUAUGCAAUUUGAAAUUAUUCUUUUUCUAGCUAAAACUUGCCUCUUAAAUGAACAGCUAUUGUAGUAAUCAGAAACAACAGGAUAUUAUAUGUAACAUUUCCUAUAAAUAAAAUUAGUAUUCUUAUAGGCAGCAGAGCUAUCCACAGAAACACAGGUAAAUACUAGAGUUUGUUUUCUACAAGGUUGGCAACAUAAUUUAUUCUUUAGUUAUGGUUUUCUAUAUAUGCCUUUCUGUUGAUACAUGGUUAAAGUACUUACUUAAUAACUUACUAUCAGAAUGACCAAAUUAUACCAAAGAACUCAAAA